Molecule: messenger RNA, 327 nt
Organism: Colletotrichum tamarilloi
Lineage: Eukaryota; Fungi; Ascomycota; Sordariomycetes; Glomerellales; Glomerellaceae
Exons: 2
Coding region: 1-327 (108 amino acids)
Source: RefSeq, a predicted model, not a curated record
AUGAGGCAGGCCGAAGUCCCACAUCCGCGCGCCUUUGUCGGCGCGCGCUCGUCUCCAAGUUCCGUCGGACUCGUGGCCCGCAAUAGGAGUUUGAUCAUCAUUGAGGAGCGGACUCACCGUGUGGAUGAAUGUGACCUCUGGGCGCCCCUCAAGGCGGUGCAGCAAUCCAGCAGGGCUCUUUCUGUAGACCAUCCGUCAUCAAACUUAAUCCGCUCCCGCGAGUCCAAUGGAUCAGAUGACUACGCGAUACAACCCCAGAGCCGCACAUUACUCCACGCGCACAACACCAUCCGCUACCCGGAUCCGGCGUCUACCAUCUCAAUGUGA